This is a messenger RNA of Aspergillus welwitschiae, 4185 nucleotides long. RefSeq names its product HET domain-containing protein. Bases 1 to 4185 code for a protein of 1394 amino acids. NCBI's taxonomy places the organism in Eukaryota, Fungi, Ascomycota, Eurotiomycetes, Eurotiales, Aspergillaceae. The record is from RefSeq and is a predicted model, not a curated record. The transcript is spliced from 2 exons.
AUGGAGCCCGAGUACCCCGAGUACCCCGAGCCCAGCCAACGGGGGAAAAGUGCCAAUUUGCUUGAGCCCUUCAAGUCGGAAUAUCGGAGCAAGAGGUGGAGGGAGUGGCUCUUCGAUAUAACGGAGGAGCUCGACAGUGGAAAUGAGUCCGACGGCUCCAAGGAUACCAUCUUUCCAGACCUUCCCAGGGACGGUGAUCUUUCUAAGCUGAUCCAAAAUUCAGACUCGUGGAUCAAACAAGCCGCCGAUCUGAUUGCCGACAACCAAAUCUCCAUAUAUGACCAGGGCCGUUCGGACAGCGCUUCCAGCCCGGUCAUACUGGAUUAUGGUGGCCUUCCAAAGGAGCCCAGGAUGCCAGACCUGGCGCCUGGUCGACUCGCGUUUCGAAAGCCCGGCGAUGCUUUCUGUCGGGAGCAGCAUCUAUGGAGAGGUAUUAUAGAAUCAGAAAAACACCGGGCACCCUUCGAAGAGCUGCGAUGGGCGAUUCGCUUGGGGGGCUGGAAGAAUGGCGACCCAGAAGAAAACCUGACCCAGCUAAUUGAAACCCGAUCAGCGGGAAUCAAAAAUAUCAAGGCCAAAAUCCAUGCGGUCACCAAUGCUGACGGCCAGCUUUUGCAAAAAAUGCAGGACUUCGCAUCACGUAUUGAAAAGACGGAAAGCAGUAAGUCCAAGCUCCCGCCCCCAAGGGUGGUUGAGCAGUCUCUCAGUGAGAAAAGGAUUAAGGCGGACAAGGCUGCUCAUGAGUACCAGAUCGGUAUUUCAACCUUAGUUGACUUGGAGGAGGGUGAGAAUUUCGUUGUCAGUCAUUUGGAAGGUGCAGGUGACGGGAUAGAAGACACGUCCGGUCAAGCGAAGGAAGCGACAAGUGAUGAGGAGGAUGCGAAUGAUGAGGCUGAAGGCCAUGUUAAUUUGCGAGAUGGUAUGAUCGAUGGACCCACGGAGGCAGAAGUGGAGGUCCAGCAUGAUCGGGCAGCAGAACGCAUGGAUCCCAAUACAACAGAUAUCAUAAAUCCACAAGAGCAGGGAGGGGAUCACACAAGCAGGACGAGUUCAAGUGAGGAGGGGGAAAUCGAAGAUGAGAAGGAGGACGACGAAGACGACGAAACGAAGGAAAAGCAGAAGGAGAUGGAGGACGAUGAGACACAGCAGGAUCAUGACCAACAAGAGAAUGCAGAUGACCAGGUUGUGUUCACAAAGGGGUAUUGGGAAAGUAUCAAGAAAUCCGUGAACGAGCAGAAAAUGAAGAACAAGAUAUUAGAGAAGCGCCGCGACGAGGCAUGGCAUGAGUAUCAGCAAGUGCAAAUGGAGAGUGCACUGACAAGAGUGAAAGGAGAAAAACUGGACCAGCAUUUGAAGGCACUCCGGGGGGAGCUUGGCAAAUUGAAAGAGCAACAGAGACUUUUGAUGGACUUCAAAAUGGAGCAGAUGCAGGAUCUGCAAAAGCUCGAGUAUGAAACAACAGUGGCCAAGAAACAACAAGACGCCUUACAACUGGCGGUAUCCCGGAUUGCACAGGAGGUGCAGGCAGAAGUUGUCGACCAAUUUCCGGAGCCAGAAACAUCCGCCAGCAAGGUCUCUGGCACCGAAAACGGUCUGCGCCAGCAGGUUAUCGAUCACCUUUCGAAGACUAAACUAGCGAAGCAUCUCGACAACGAACAGGAAAAAGCCCUCGCCACACUCAGGGCUGAAAUCAAACAGAAUCCCGAGCUAAGAUUGACUGACAAGGAAAUUGAUGAAUUGUUGAAGGUUCACUGUGCUUUAUUCAUGGCCCAGCCACUCAGGCGACUGAAGAACGCGAAAGAAACAAUCUACAGAGAUCUCAAAGAUCGUGAAUUCCGGCUGCUUGUCUUGUGCAGCGCACCCAACAAAUAUCACCCCCUCAUCGCCCGUCUCCAAAAGGACAUAUUCCGAAAGGAGGCUUCUGACGUAGACAGCCUGGAUGAGAAGAGAGAUUACGCCGCGCUUUCCUACUCCUGGGGCGAUGGGUCAGCGGACCACCACAUCUACUUGCUUCCAGAGGGGACCGACCGAAUUGAGGAUUCACUUUCCCUGCCAAUCCGAGAAAACCUCUUCUGUGCAUUGCACCGAUUGCGGAGGAAAGACCAGAAUGUCACCCUGUGGGUGGAUGCCUUGUGCAUUGACCAGGAAAAUAACGCAGAGAAAACCCGCCAGCUCGGGUGCAUGGUUGACAUAUAUGGUCAGGCCAGGAUGGUCUGUAUCUGGCUGGGUGAGAGUGACAAUGAAAGAAGAAGUGAUAAGGCGAUGGAUUUCAUCCCGCAGUUGGUAGACAUGGCGACUUUGGACGCCAACACUGACGGCAAGGACCAUGCUCACCAGUGGGCGGCUCUUUCAGAGCUCACCCGAGAUCCCUGGUUUGCUAGACGAUGGAUUGUCCAAGAGAUCUCACUCGCAAGUAAGGCCGUUGUAUAUUGUGGUGAGAAGAUGGUCCAUUGGGAUGUGCUGGUCGACGCUAUUGCCCUUCUGGUGGCCAACGAAGAGCGCGUCAGAGCCUUGUUCGAUCCUUCAAAAUGGCGAUAUGGGCGCAAUACACUAGGGGAGAUUCAGUUUUCGAGCGCAAACAUUCUUCUCGAGGUGAUAAGUAGCCUGUAUCCAACUACCGAGGACCGAAGCAAACACAAACCGUUGAAAAGUCUGGAAUACCUGGUAACAACUCUGCAGACCUUCGACGCCAGCGACCCACGCGAUCUGAUAUAUGCCCUAGUGCAUAUUUCGCGUGACCAUUCAGAAGGGAGGAUCACAAUGGGUCACCAGCCUACGGAGAAGCAGCAAAGCCUUGAAGAGUUGGAUCAGCCUACUGAGGAACAAAAAAUCCCUGGGGAGGUGCACCAGGCUACAGAGAAGCAGCAGAGCUUUGAAAAGGUGCAGCGAACCCAGCCCCAAUUACACAUAGACUAUGGGACACCCAUCCCUACCGUGUUCAAGCAAUUCACUCAAUAUUGCGUGAAACUAUCCGGCUCGCUAGACAUCAUCUGUCGCCCUUGGGCGAAACAGCCCAAAUCUCAGGAAUGGUCUCUGUUCAAGACUUCCGAGGAAUUUCUAUACAACAAUCUACUUCCAAGCUGGGUUCCUCUUCUGGAGAACGCAGAGUUUGGUGGCCCUGGACAGUCACACAAAGGUCGAAAGAAUGGACGAAGCUUUGUCGGGACGGUAGGCCAGCCGAUCUACAACGCCUCCAAUAACACGCAAGCAAAGAAUGUCAUAUUCAGCGAAGAGCCAAUGUCUAUGAAAGUGACUGGCUUGCUUCUGGGAACGGUGGAAGAAGUUUCUCCGCGUUGUAGUGGGGGCGUGGUCUUUCGAGAGUCUCUCAGGCUCGGUGGCUGGGAAGGAAUCGACCAUGGUCCCAAGGUUGUCCCGGCUAAAAUAUGGCGGACCUUGAUUGCGGAUAGAACCUCAAACGGACUGUCCCCUCCCCCUUGGUAUCAACGAGCUUGUCUGAGAAGUCUCGAAAUAGCUGACAUGUUUAGCGGUGGUGACCUGAAUACUGGACAACUCUCAGAUGAGGUAGUCUUCGUGCGGGACUACCUUAGAAGGGUCCGAGAAGUGACAUGGAAUCGUUGCUUUUUCAAGGCAGCGGGUCAUGAAGAUGCGCAUAUCUCUGACAAGCAUCAUGCUACAGGUGACGAUAAGGCCAAGGUGGAACUGCAAGCUUCCAAUUAUGGCGAUGGUGUGCCUGAUAUUAUGAUCGAAAAUGCAGACCAAACUCAACACAAAGAAAAUCUCGAUACCGAUUUGAGUAUUAUAGAUGCUGAAAAGCUCGUACAGGAUGGAGAAGCAACUGACCAGGCUGGAAAUGAGAAUCCGGUACAUGUCAGCAAGGGGGUAGAUUAUCCGAAUGUCUCCAUACACAAUGGGCCAAACAUGGAGAUGUUGACGGUCACGCCUUCGGAGAAAAUAGGGCGCAACUACACGUCUGGACAAGAAGCGGAGUCGAACUCAGAAAGGACGGCAGACUGGUUUGGUAUUUGCCCAAGAAAUACAUCCAUCAAGGAUAAAGUGUGUAUUCUGUUCGGGUGCAGUGUUCCGGUUAUUUUGCGCCCACUAGGGAAAGAUACCUAUGAGCUCGUUGGUGAGGCAUAUGUCCAUGGAGUGAUGAAUGGGGAGGUGGUCAAAAACAUGGAGGAAGAAGUGUUGAAGAGGUCGACGAAAAUAUUUGACAUCAGAUGA